GUUUUUGUGCAUUUUGUUGGUUUGGUUGGUGAACUAACUAACUGGUGCUGGUGAGGCACUACAGAAACAACGGUAUACACGCGACCGACGACAUAAAUGGGCGACAAAACUUUCGGUCGUAUUUAAAGUCAGUCUUAACAGUUCUACCGCAGUGGCAAGACGUUUUUCCAGUGAAUUUUCCACAACAACAAAUUUGCAUUUGUACACAAUUUUUUUUUUUGAAAUACACACCACACACAAUUAUAAAUUCAACACACACACACGAGUAGUUUUUGUCGUUUUGUCACCACACUAUUUAUUGGAUUUCCUAUAUGAGAGAUUUUCAAUUUUCCUAGUUUCUUCGAUUUUUCAUCAAAAUCGUUUGGUUCUUCCGUGAGAUUUGGAGUGUCUUCCGUUCGUCGUUGGUGUCGUUGUUGUUUUGGGUCGUUUUUUUUUUUGUACCUAUCUCAUCCGGUGUAUGUUUUGUGUUCAAUUUUUACUGUAAAAGUAUUCUGAAUGAUUUGAAAGAUACUUAAUCUAUCUUUUGGAUGCCUAUGCCUAUCUUAUCGUUCGAUUAAAGAAAAUAAAAAAAAAAAGGGUUAGGUACUUUUGAUUUGUGUGUUUUUCUUUUUGUAUUUUAUCGGUUUUUCCAUUUUGCACUGGCCGGUUUGGGUGUGUGUGUUAGUUUUUGGAAAAUGUUCAGACUUUUCCUCCGAUAUCGAAACUUUAUAACGAAUGAAUUUUGUAUCUUUGAAUGUGGGUCGACGAGAAUCGAGGGUGAUUUACUGUGAAGUUUUUUUAAACUUAAGAAAAAUUUAUUUUGAAUUAAUGUAUCCUUUUGAUGGAUGACAAGAAAAUUAAAGAUUAAGUGCAAAAGUUUGUCUUGAAAAGGAAUAAAAUAAUAAAGUGAAUUUUUAUAUUGAAAAAUAUUAUUACAUGGUGACCCUUCAAGGAUUACACAAGCUCUUUUAUAUAAGGAAUAAAUUAUGUUAAAUGAUCAUCGCCGAAUGAAUGUCGAAUCAGCUAAGACUGCUUAUUUUUAUUGUGGUGAUUUCGGGUGCAUUAUGUACAGCACAAGAUUAUGUAAUAAUGUCACAGUGUGCACACAACAAAGCCAUAUACCUAGCUCCAGAAGGAAAAGUUUCUGUCACAGACAUUCCAAUGACACAAAAUAUAACGAUAGCCGGCACAACAGACUUCUGGUCCACGCAAGUGUUCAAAAUAACGCUGUACGCAAAAGAGACACAAAUGUAUCUUUGUUUCAACAGCAAUUGGAAACUUGUUGGAAUGAGAAAACUACAAGAAACCUGCUACUUCAACGAGUCCAUUGUACACGGUUAUUUCGAAUAUCGGUCGGCUGUCGAUCCAAACCGCCGCGUCGGUUUCACACACCGAGGUAAAGCAAUUGGACCCAAAAAGAAUGUCACAGAUGCCUGUUAUUUCUUUACGAAAAUUGAAGCCGAUCGAUUUUUUCAUCAAUAUACAAAUGGCUUCAAUCCGCACCAUCAUCACCACACAUUUCCAUCUUCAUCAUCAUCUGCUCCUUCAUCUGCAUCAACAUUUUCUUCCUCUAAUAAGAGACUGUCAAAGUCUGGUAAGUCAGUAUCAGGUAAACUAACAUCAUCAUCAGUCUCUUCUUCAUCAUCAUCAACAUCAUCAUUAUCAUCACCGUCAAAAGCUAGUAGCCUAGUCGGUGGUGGUGGAGGAAAUGUAGCUAGCUCUGAAGGAAGUGGACAGUCAGCAUCAGCAGCAUUACCACGCGGCAGGAAUCGCAUGGUAACUGGUGGAAGUAGCGGAGAUGGAGGAGCAACUGCUGCCCGGAACCGUGGCAGUGCCACCGUCACUCGAAAACCAAACGGCCAUAAUAGCAACCUAAGUAAUAGCAGUACCAGUAAUAGUCGUAGAGGAAAUAAUAAUUUAAGUAGCACUAAUAUAAAUCAUAGAAAUCAUCAUAACCACAACAACAGCCACAACAACUAUGUACAGCAACAGCCAGCCACACAGUUACACAACAUACAUCAGCAUCCACAAUCGGCACAGCACCAUCAAGUACGUCAUCAUCAUAACGAUCCUAAUUUCAUUGCUCGGCGUCAGCAAUAUCAGCGCGACCACCACAAAGUGCAACGAUUACGUAAUCAUCAACAACAACAACAGCAAUCAACGAAUAGCAUGCAACGAAUGACGUCAUCUGAGGUGUCAUCAUUGCCAGCACCAAUGUCUUCACCGAUGUCACCAUCACCGGUGUUAUCGUCAAUAUCCUCGCUGUCACUAUCGAUGGCUGGUUCAUCGCCAGUCGGUGCUUUUGUGUUGCCGCCACCAACAUUAGCUAGUGACGAUGUUGCUAUAUCAGUCUCAGCAAUGCCAGGCCGUCGAAAGGUGAGACGAAAAAAAAUCAAUAGCAAGCAACGUCAACAAGUGACAAAUAAUGCAGCAAAAGAUCCAAAACAUAGACGUGCCUCAAAACAGAAACAAAAGUCGUUUAACAGUUCAUCAUCAUCGACGACCCCAGCAACCAGCUCGAGUACAGAAGAAGAUGAAGAUAAUCUCGUUUCAUCCGAUUCAUCUUCAUCAUUGGCAUCAUCGGCAUCAACAAAAAUGGUUGAAGAUAUGGUGUCGCCAUCGAUGUCAUCUGCUGUCGGUGUACCAUCAUCAUCGACAGUUUUUUCAUCUACAACUUAUACCUCAUAUUCACCAUCAUCGGAUGAAUCUGUUUCAUCAUCAAGUGAACCAACACAAACGUCACUUUCCGAUGAAUCAAUGUCUUCAUCUUCAUCAACAUCAACAUCCAUUAAUCCGUCUCCUUCAACCUUAUCUGAAUCUUUUUCAUCAACCUCCAUAUAUCCGUGGUCUACCACUUCACUAGAUGAUUCAUCAUCAUCAUCAUUAUCGUUCGAUGAACUAUUACCAACACCACAAUUGGGCGAUGAAUUGAUGGCGAUGGUGAUGGAACCUAUUGAUGGCAAUGACAGAACUGGUGGCACUUCUACCUCGACCGAUGAUUACAAUAGUAGUAGUAGUAGCAGUUUUAGUACUGAUUCCAGUGAUGGUACCACCAGAAGCAGUAGCAACAGUGAUGGAACUAGUGAAAGUAGUAGCAUUAGUACAAUCGAUAAUGCGGCUAUUAGUUACCGCAAUCACAACGAUCAAUACUCGAAAGACGACGACGACGACGAUGACGAGGCAAGUUCAAUGCCUGUCUUGCCAAACAAUUUGGAUAAUAGUAUGACUGAAUACCUAUAUAGUACUAGUAGUAGUAAUAGGCAUAGAAAUAUAAACAAUAGUAAUUUUAAAAAGUAUUACCACAAUGGCAAUAUGGGCAUUGAGAAACUCAAUCGCAGUAGUAGUAAAAAGUUACCAACAAAUUUUAAUAUCAACAAUAAUAAUGCUGGUAGUAGUGACAUUACCUCCAGUAGUAGUGUAACAUCAACAAUUCUUGCAACAGCAGCAACAACAACAACAACAACAAAUCAUAGAAAUAAUUAUAAUAUUAGUAGUUAUUUAAAUAUAAACAAUACUAGUAGUAGAAAUAGUGGUAGUAGGAAAACAAAUAAUAGAAAACACAAUGUUGAUAGAUUGUCAUUAUCAACUGAACAAACAACAACACCAACAACUUCAACAACAACUAUUAGCAACAACAAUAACAACAAUUUUGAUGAAAAUGUUACUCAUAGUACUAACAAUAAUAAUCAACAACAUAGCAGUUACUAUAGCACUAGCAGCACCAAAAUCAAUAAAAACUUACACAAUAGCAAUUUGUUGGAUAGUGAAACAAAAAAGUAUUAUAGUAAAAAAUCUACUACAAUUUCAACUACAAUUUCUACUACUACUCAUUCUACUCCUCCUUCUUCUCCAACUGUUCUUGCUCCUCAACAACAACAACAACAACAACAACAACAACUAUUAUCAACUAGUGCAUCAAACAACAACGCAGCAGUAUCAACAGCAGCAACAACAUAUGCAACAUCAAAAUUAAUAUCAAAUAGUAAAACAACAUUAAUGGCAACACCAUCAUUUCCUAUGACAGCUAAGAAGACAGCCAUUACAAUGGGUAAUAAUUUAAAUCGUAGCAAGGUGAAUAAUAAUUUCUAUGCUGGUGAAAUUGUUGAAGGAACAUACGAUGCUAUGGCCGAUAUGGAUGAUGUUAUUUCCGGUAAUGGAGGUACUGGUAAAUUGGUGGCAGUUGGUUAUUUACCAACAACAGCAUCAUUGUCAUCAUUGCCAGAAUCAAUUAGAAUAGCAAAAAUCAAAAUUAAUCGAGAACGUCGAAAUCGAUUGAGAAGAAAAUUGCACAUAGGAUCUUAAAUUUAAAUGUUUUUGUUUUGUCAAUUUGAUUUUAAUUUUUUAUAAAUUGAUUUUUUAUUUUCAUUAUUUAUUGCAACAAAUGCGCAUACUUACAUACAAACAAAAAAAGUUAAAAAAAAAAAAAUAAAUAAAUAGGUGAAUAAAAUAAAAUUAAACAAAAAUAAAAGAAAAAAAAAUUAUCUGUGGAGAAAAAUAAAACUAUGAAAAUAUGUAAGAAAUAAAUUCUUUUGCUAUGUGAUUGGGAUAUGAAAGAUAGAUGAAAUGCAGGUUUUUUUUAUAUAUUUUUAACAUUUUUCUUACGUACUUAAUAUGUACCUAUUUGAAUCUCAAACGUAUUUGUUAUCUUUUAAAAAUAAUUUGUUGUUGCUUGAAAAAAAGUGAACUCCUCACCUAUAUGCCAAAAAAACAAUGUGAAGU
Molecule: messenger RNA, 4698 nt
Organism: Episyrphus balteatus (marmalade hoverfly)
Lineage: Eukaryota; Metazoa; Arthropoda; Insecta; Diptera; Syrphidae
Exons: 4
Coding region: 991-4281 (1096 amino acids)
Molecular function (GO): growth factor activity
Source: RefSeq, a predicted model, not a curated record